This is a messenger RNA of Homarus americanus (American lobster), 6071 nucleotides long. Its product is annotated as adhesion G-protein coupled receptor G6-like. The record is from RefSeq and is a predicted model, not a curated record. Gene Ontology annotation, molecular function: G protein-coupled receptor activity. Gene Ontology annotation, biological process: G protein-coupled receptor signaling pathway; cell surface receptor signaling pathway. Gene Ontology annotation, cellular component: membrane. The coding region runs from base 938 to 3727 and encodes 929 amino acids. The transcript has 11 exons. Lineage: Eukaryota; Metazoa; Arthropoda; Malacostraca; Decapoda; Nephropidae.
AAAAGAUCAAGAAAAUGAACAACAAGAAAAACACCAACAACAAGAACAACAACAACAGGAAGAUAGACCAGGUUGGUUGGUGCAGCAGACGACGAGAGAGCCAGACCCACAGAGUCACGUGGACCAACACCAGUCUCAGAGGACCACAGAGUCACCAGAUGGUGUCAGGGGAUCAACAGAUGGUGUCAGGGGGUCAACAGAUGGUGUCAGGGGGUCAACAGAUGGUGUCAGGGGGUUAACAGAUGGUGUCAGAGGGUCAACAGAUGGUGUCAGAGGGUCAGCAGAUGGUGUCAGGGGGUCAGAAAAUGGCGCCACAGUGUCAGCAGAUGGCGCCACAGAGUCAGCAGAUGGUGCCAGAGGGUCAGCAGAUGGCGCCACAGAGUCAGCAGAUGGUGCCAGAGGGUCAGCAGAUGGUGCCAGAGGAUCAGCAGAUGGUGCUAGAGGGUCAGUAGAUGGUGCCAGAGGGUCAGGAGACAGGUUGAGCCGCCAAGAGAACAGAAGCAACAGACCAAUAGCUGAGCCUCGUAUUGGGAAAGGAGAGGCGGGGCGAGAACACAAGGUGGCAACACAAUCUGUACGAGUGAGGACUGAAGCACCUGAGGCUGACGAAGGUAGAGCAGCGUCUGUCAGGGAGAAGAACUAUUAUCAACAAGAAACAGACCACAGGAUUCCUCAGGUUAAAGAGAAACUAUCUGAUCAGUUAACAGCAUAUGUGAAUAACUUUGAACAACAGAAUAAUGCUGAACAGUUAAGGAUUAAUGGAACGAUAUUAUCCCAAAUUGCAAGUUCAAGAAGAGAGGAUUUGCCUCAGUAUCUUCCCAGUGACGACGAGUUAUUGAGACAUUCUGAAAUAGGUGAACAAUUACCAUCAAGAACUGUUAGAACAUCAGUUGGUUCGCCACAGUUCACAAAAAGCCACAAUGAUAAAAUAAAAGUGAUGGAACCUCAGUAUAGUGGAGCAACACGUUCAUGCGUUCUUUUGCCAAACGGUACUGUUGUCUGGCAAGAAACAGAUACAUCGGUGUGUCGUGGAAAGGCGAUGAAGGCUGCGGAAGACGCGGCCAAGAGUGUAGCCAACCUCACCUCCUCCCCCGCCACCAUCAGUCCUCUCAUGUUGACCAGAGCCGCACACCAGCUGUCAGCACUAGUGGAACACGCUCUUCAGGACCCAGCAGUCGCGAGCAACAUGGUGUCAGCCUUGAGUAACCUGCUGGAUGUGAACGAUUCGGUUGUGGCAGAAGGCGAGAAAACCAGCAACGUCACCACACACUUAGUCAACACCAUCAACACUUUAGUUCAAAAUAUACCUGUUGAAGUGGGUCAUUCUGUCGACUUCAGAUCAACUAAUCUUGUACUGGAGGCGAGGCUGGUAGACGCCGCCGCCGCUACAGACAACAUUACUUUCACUCCUCUACCGACUGAUGACCAUGACAGCAGACACAAGAGAAGUAUGGAGUCUUCCCUUACACAGGAACUGUUCUUAAGACUGCCUCCACAAGUACUAAGUAAGGCAGGCCAAGACCACGUCAGACUAGAGUUUGUGUCUUAUUCCAACGAUAAGUUUUUUAGGGAUGAUCGUGGGGACGGGAUGCCUGUGAUCACUGCCAGGGUCACCAACACUGUGGUAACCAACCUAACUCAACCUGUUGUGUACCAUAUACCAGCUGGGGAGCACCACCUCCCUCUCUGUGUCUACUGGGACGACCUCAAUCACGAGUGGUCAGAGGUAGGCAUGACAACAGUGACAGUGGGAAGCAUGACAACGUGUCAAGCCACUCACCUGACAGCAUUCUCCAUCCUCUUGGACCCUUUGCCAUCUUCCUUCGGCAUCCACGGUCAGGCGCUCUCCAUCAUCACCUACAUAGGCCUGGCACUGAGCACAGCUGGCCUCACCGCUACAGUAGCUACCUACGCUUUGUUCAGGACUCUCAACCGUGACCGAAGUGGGAAAAUAGUGAUGAAUUUGUCGUUGGCGCUCCUCUUGCUCAACCUUUUGUUUAUCGUGGCAGCACAGCUGAAGCCGCCCUCACCUGCCUGUACCGUUCUCGCAGCUGCUCUCCACUACCUGGUGAUAGCUGCCUUCGCUUGGAUGUUAGUGGAGGCAGCCAACAUGUACCAACUCCUCAUCACCGUGUUCGCCUCAGCAGAGACCAACUUUAUGGCCAAGAGAGUGUUCGCUGCCUGGGGAGCUCCCAUCGUGGUAGUAGCAGCAGCUCUUAUCGCUGACCUGGACGUGUACGGCGAUGAGAGUCACGGCUUCUGCGUCAUCAGCCCCAGACCUAACCCAGCUGUCUACUACUCCACAUAUAUGGGACCCAUCUGUUGUGUCUUAAUGGUGAACUGUAUAGUGUUCGUGAUGGUGACUCGUGUGGUGUGUGGGAGACGACCUCGCUCACACAAACCUCGCUCACCCUCCACCACACCCAGUAAGGAGUCUCCCAUCACCCUAGCCCAGGUGCGGGGAGCGGUGACGGUGGUGGCUCUGCUGGGUGUUACGUGGGUGGCAGGAGCGGUCAGUGUUGGCUGGGCUCGCAUAACACUGCAGUACAUCUUCUGCGUGACCACACCACUACAGGGGGUGAUAAUAUUCGUUGUCCGUGUGGCUCAGCACCCCGAGGCUCGCGCUGCAUGGAUAACAUUGUUCACUACUGGCACCCUCAGACGCCGGCCUCCCACCACACACACCCACUCUACACAUUCUUCAGCACAUACAUCCUCAUCUGCCUUAACACCACCUCGCAACAAUCAUUCUUCACUACGAUCCAUCUCCACCAAAAUUUCACCCAGAACAUCCGUCAAACGUCCAUCUUCCGUCAAGAGAAAUGGUUCAACAGCAUACAGUAAGAAUGGAAGUGAUCACAGGUACAGCAUGGGAACAUCACGAACUACCAUGAGUACACUAUUUUCUCGCCUCGUCCAUUGCUUUAGUAAUAGUGGCUUAGAGCUUGACAAGACAAGACCCCAGGAGGAGAUUGUAAUAAAUAGUCCCACUAAACCAGUACCGACAGAAGCCACGCCUCCUCAGCGCCACGCCUCGUCUCCUCGCCAAGAGUCAUUUUUUAGUGAAACAUUGCAAGAAAAAUCUUUACACAGCAACAAGAAUGGGACUUUGUAUAGGCCACAGUCAUUAAUUAUGUUACGUCCAGAGAAUCGUGGAUUUGUUUCAGUUAAUCAGCCGUCCAAUUCCAAGGAUUGUAAUGUGGAUCAGUUUCCAGGUUUCCUCUCGAGUAAUAUUAUGUCACAAGACUUACCGGAAGCUGCCACACCACAAUCUUUGAUACCAGGCAGGUCUCUGGGAUCCCUCAUGCUACUGACGGAGGGUAAGGAGGGCGAUGACUCUUCCUGGCACUUUGUUCGUCCUCCCCCUGAUGGUCGAAGUGAUCCAGUGAAUGAAGAGGAGGAGAAGGUGCUUGAAGCAACUGACCAGAUCAUCCCACUAGCACACGUGGAACACAAGGACAGUAUGAACCCAGUAAUUGAGUCCGUGAGAACAGAAGCAGCUUUAAGGAGUGGUGACUGUGUUGUUCUUGCUGGACAGCGAGUAGCAACAAAACACUCUAUUAUGUUUUCGGGACAAGGUAAAGGAUCACAGUGGGCAGGAACUCUCAUCAGAGCCAACAGUGAAGGACAGGUGGGGUCACCUCACAUAAGUCCAUCAGACUUACGGAGGUCCGCAUCCGUGUUUACCUUGGGUGAGUGGGAGGACCCAAGGUCAUCUCUCGCUUGAAGUUAAAUACAUAACUCUUGUAUGUAACAUUUAGUCUAUCAACUCAGUGAAUAAAUUCUUAAAGUAAGACAAUAAGACUUUAUAUGAGGGAUAUUACUGUAACAAACAAGAAGAAACAUUCACUCAUAUUUACUAAAAGUGUUGGUGUGAACUAAGUGAUAGUGUUGUGUAGUAUACAGCUACUAAUACGGUGAUGUCUGGUAAACACUGGUUCAAAAACACUUUAUAUAUGUUAAAAUACUAAGCAAUAGUGUUAGUAAUUGUCAUGUAUUAAACUGACCAACAUGAGUGUGAGAGAAGAGCUUUUAUUGUGAAGCAAAUUGUGGAAUGUUCCUCCAACUCUCACUUGUAGGGGAACUGGAGCGUGUGUUGGGUACUGAGUGUGGGUGUUCGGGCAGCAUUAUGUACUGAGUGUGGGUGUACGAGGAGCAUUAUGUACUGAGUGUGGGUGUACGGGCAGCAUUAUGUACUGAGUGUGGGUGUACGGGCAGCAUUAUGUACUGAGUGUGGGUGUACGGGCAGCAUUAUGUACUGAGUGUGGGUGUACGAGGAGCAUUAUGUACUGAGUGUGGGUGUACGAGCAGCAUUAUGUACUGAGUGUGGGUGUACGAGCAGCAUUAUGUACUGAGUGUGGGUGUACGAGCAGCAUUAUUACAAACAUUAGUAACACCAACAUAGUUCGCCUCUCACGGUCUUACACUCGCAUGAAGCAUCAUGUUAUGAAUUACUGGAUCACCUCGAGGAUUUUAUAUUUUUGACUUGAUCUAACAAUGAAUACAGGGUGCUUGUCUACACUCACAGGCACAUGUGUAUGACAGGCACAUGUGUAUGACUGACGCAGGCACAUGUGUAUAACUGAUACAGGCACAUGUGUAUGACUGAUAGUCACAUGUGUAUGGCAGACGCAGGCACAUGUGUAUGACUGAUACAGGCAUAUGUGUAUGACUGACGCAGGCACAUGUGUAUGACUGAUACAGGCACAUGUGUAUGACAGACGCAGGCACAUGUGUAUGACAGACCAUGUGUCAUUGUGUAUGGCAGACCAUGUGCUGUAUGUGGAUUAUGGUGUGACCACAUGGUGUGGUGCUCACUCAUUACACCUCAGGAUAAGUUUACAAGAAUUGACCCAAUACUGUCCUGUGUUGUGCAGUAUAAUGUAUUGAGGAUAAUUACCGAAGAUUGGCCACAAAAUAUAAUGUAUUGAGGAUAAUUACUGAAGAGUGGCCACAAAAUAUAAUGUAUUGAGGAUAAUUACCGAAGAUUGGCCACAAAAUAUAAUGUAUUGAGGAUAAUUACUGAAGAUUGGCCACAAGAUAUAAUGUAUUGAGGAUAACUACCGAAGAUUGGCCACAAAAUAUAAUGUAUUGAGGAUAAUUACCGAAAAUUGGCCACAAAAUAUAAUGUAUUGAGGAUAACUACCGAAGAUUGGCCACAAAAUAUAAUGUAUUGAGGAUAAUUACCGAAGAUUGGCCACAAAAUAUAAUGUAUUGAGGAUAAUUACUGAAGAUUGGCCACAAAAUAUAAUGUAUUACUGGUAUAUUAAUUGGUGCUGUAUGUAUAUAGAUGUAAGUGUAGUACAUUGAUAGUUACUAAGCCCCCAGGUGUUGCCAAGAUCCAGUAUUGUAUUCAUAAGUGCUCUAAGUGCUCUAAGUGCUUGGUUCUCUUACUUUAUAAGUAUUGGCCACAACUGUCAUGUCAUUUUUCAUAAGGGACUGUAAACGUGUUGUUCUGAGUUUAACAAAAAAUAGGUCAGUUUGUUUAGCAUGUAACAAUGAACUAGUCUGUGUGUGCCUCACCAGCAAGUUGUGAAUAUGGUAGUUGUAGUGCUUGUUAUCUUAACACAGAUACUGCUAGUGUGGAGACAUUAGGUAUUACAUGUCAUUACAGUACUGUAUUAGUAUUGUGUUCGUGUUGUCGGCCAGCCAUGAGUGAAUCUCUCUCACUCACUGUUGUCAUUCAAUAUACAAGGUUGGCCCUCUUCAGCUCCCAGACUUUAUAGCGUCUACCAGUGUCAGCGGAAAGACCUGUGCUUCGUCCACAGGUCAACACACUCCGGCCCACAACACACUCGGUGAUGUGGGCUUAAGAAAGACGCUGUCCUUAAUGAAGAAAUUUACUCUAUAAUAUAAAACUACGUAGUGUUUUUGGUCAGUACUGGGCAUUAAUGUAUAAGCUAAUACUUAUUACUACUAAUCAUCUGACAGUCAGAAACCUUUGUGUGUCACCAACUGUUAUUGUGUACAACAAAUAAAGUAUUAUAGUAUUAUGUAAAUCAGUGUUAAGAUAAUCAGCUCUAGUUUCUUUGUGUAUACAUGUAAUAUACAUAGUAAAUAUUACAAUGAUA